This is a messenger RNA of Penicillium verhagenii, 1455 nucleotides long. Its product is annotated as MFS transporter. The transcript is spliced from 5 exons. The record is from RefSeq and is a predicted model, not a curated record. Bases 1 to 1455 code for a protein of 484 amino acids. Gene Ontology annotation, biological process: transmembrane transport. Gene Ontology annotation, molecular function: transmembrane transporter activity. Lineage: Eukaryota; Fungi; Ascomycota; Eurotiomycetes; Eurotiales; Aspergillaceae.
AUGGGGUUCAAAAGCUUCCUGCACAGAGAACCAACACGGCCGAAGCUAGUGGAGCUUCGAUCGGCCAAAUGGUUUAUUAUAUUUACUGUUUCUUUUGCGGCAUCGACUGAUUAUUUCAUGUAUGGCCUGAUUGUGCCUGUUACACCGACGGCUUUGGAACGGAGAGUUGGGAUUUCCAAAGAUGAUAUUCAAUCGUGGAAUUCGAUUCUUCUAGCAUUAUACUCAGCGGCAACGCUAGCAUUUUCUCCUGUUGUGGGUUAUCUAGCUGACCGAUUCGAGUCCCGUCGCUGGCCACUUCUUUUCGGUUUGGUGGCACUGGGCGCUGCAACGGCGCUGCUGUGCAUCGGAACCAACCUCGGUCUGUGGAUCGCUGGCCGAUUGUUCCAAGGCAUGGCCUCGGCCGUGGUAUGGACUGUUGGAAUUGCACUGUUGGUAGACACGGUGGGGAAGGAGGGAUUUGGUCAAGCAGUCGGAUACGUCUCGAUGGCCUUGAGCAUGGGCACCGUGGCAGGUCCAUUGCUGGGAGGUGUACUGUAUCAGCAUGGAGGAUACUAUUCUGUCUUUGGACUUGCAUUCGGAUUGAUUGCGAUUGAUAUAUUUCUCCGAGUGGUGCUGAUUGAGCAAAAGCAUGCCAUCCCAUGGCUUGCCCCUGAGAGGAGGCCAUUGUCACCGACCUUGGGCGAGAAAAAAGACGACACAGCAGCUAGCAACGCUCAAGUCGCGGCUUCUUCUGCUGUCUCAUCGAUCGAAAGCCUAGAAAAGCCGAAACACUCCCGUCAUCCUUUGAAACAGAUUGCAGCUCUGUUGGGCUCACCCCGUCUUUCGGUGGCUCUCUGGGGGUAUUUUGUUGUAUCUCUGGUUCUGUCGUCUUUUGACAGUGUGCUUCCCCUCUUUGUCGAGGAGACAUUUGGCUGGCAACAAACCGGCCAGGGACUCAUUUUCUUCCCGAUCAUGCUUCCUCACCUUGUCGAUCCUAUUACAGGGACGAUCAUCGACAAGUACCCAAAAUCAACCCGCUAUCUGGUAUCAGGCGCAUUUUUAGGCGCUGUUCCGGUGGCAGUGCUUUUGAGGGUCGUAAAGAAUGACACGUUACAUGAUAAGGUUGUUCUUUGUGCUUUGCUCGCGCUACUGGGUCUAUGUGUUGCCAUUGCAAUGACUCCGCUCGCUGCCGAGGUUUUCUUUUCUGUCAACGAAAAAGAAGCCGAGUCACCUGAUAGCUUUGGUCGUGGAGGUGCGAUGGCUUUGGCCUUUGGGUUGACGAACAUGAGCUUUGCAGCGGGCACAUUGAUUGGGCCUUUCUUUGCUGGGUUCAUUCGACAAAGUGCUGGAUGGGGCACCAUGGGCUGGGCAAUGGGGUUGAUUACUGGAGUUUCUGCGCUUCCAGUGCUCCUUUUCUUGGGUGGCUAUAUCCUGAGGAAACCCAUUGUUAAACAAGACCAAGCUGGCUCGGAUUGA